GAGUUUUGUGUGUUGUUCAUUAUUUAUAACUUGUCUAACUAAAUAUACAUCUCUCUUCUCACUUCCUUCAUUGAUGAAAAAUGGAAAGCUACAAAGACAUUAAAAUGGAAGAUCAUCAUCCAAUGUAUUUCAUUGACAACAACAGUUUUGGAGUUACUAAUAACCACUCAUUAAUCUCAGAUUACAAUAUUAACACAUCAUCUCUGGGUUUCAUGGAGUUAUUGGGUUUUCAUCAAGACUUUUGUUCAGUUUUUGAGUUACCUAAAGAAGAAAACCACUAUCCUGCUGCUUGUGUAUCUGAAGAAGAAAUAAAGCCGCCAUCAUCAUCUGUAGCAGCAGCUGAGAAACAAAAAAGUAGUACUACUACUGUAGUAGCUACAGGUAACGUAUUGAAUACGCCAUCUACCCCUAAUUGCUCCUCCAUUUCCUCUGAAGGACAUGGAGAUGCUGAUGGAGAAGUAGAAAAUCAUGAGCAAAAAAACACAAACGCUAAACAACAGUUGAAAGCGAAGAAAACAGUUAGUCAGAAGAAACAGAAAGAGCCGAGAUUUGCGUUUAUGACAAAGAGUGAGGUUGAUUUUCUUGAAGAUGGUUAUAGAUGGAGAAAAUACGGUCAAAAAGCUGUCAAAAACAGUCCUUUCCCCAGGAACUAUUAUCGCUGCACAAAUGCAACAUGUAACGUAAAGAAGAGAGUAGAGCGAUGUUUCAGUGACCCAAGCACUGUGGUGACUACCUACGAAGGAAAACAUACUCAUCCAAGUCCCAUGAAUACGAUGAUCUCCCGUCCUAACUGCUAUCCAAUAAAUCCACUACUCCCUUCACUUGGAGCCUACACUCUGCCAAUGCAGUUCAACACCAAUCAGUCCUUCAACGACAACUUAACAACGAGUUCUAAUUUAGCCUUCAAUAAUCAGCUUGAUCAUGCUGCUUUUGUUGCUCAAGGAAGGCGUUUUUGCAGUACUAACGAAAUUCUGGGAGACCAGGAGAAUGAUCUACAGAAUCUUAUGCCUUCCGCGGUGCUAAAACAUGACUACAACAGAUGAUGAUGAUGUAUAUAGAGGGUUUAUAUAGUCGAUCAGUUAAAUAAUUAUAUGCAUUAUAUUACUUUGUUAUAAUUUAGCCUAGUGGUACUCUUACUCGUAUUUCUAAUAUAUUCAUAUCGGAUAUCUCAUGGGUCUAACAUUGACAUUUUCGGAUUCUCUAUGCAUGUGUAUACUUUUCUAGAAUAGUAGUCCUUUCGUUUCACUUUGUUAA
Solanum pennellii is the source of this 1254-nucleotide messenger RNA. RefSeq names its product WRKY transcription factor 23. NCBI's taxonomy places the organism in Eukaryota, Viridiplantae, Streptophyta, Magnoliopsida, Solanales, Solanaceae. The transcript has 3 exons. Gene Ontology annotation, biological process: regulation of DNA-templated transcription. Gene Ontology annotation, molecular function: DNA-binding transcription factor activity; sequence-specific DNA binding. The record is from RefSeq and is a predicted model, not a curated record. Bases 81 to 1043 code for a protein of 320 amino acids.